CGCGUUCGCGUUCGCAUUCGCAUUCGCAUUCGCAUUCGCAUUCGAUCGAUGAUUCCGACGCGACGCGACGACGCCGACGACGCGACGCCGACGACGACGCGCGCGAUGGAGGACGCGACGACCGCCGACGCGACGACCGCCGACGGACGCGACGCGACGACCGACGACGAAAUGAAUCGAACGAAUCGAUCGGUGCCGCGCGCGACGAGCGUGCGAGAAAAGAUUGCGCUCUACGACGGCGCCGACGAAGCGGCGAAGGCGCGAACGCGCGCGAACGACGAAGAAUCGUCGGUGUCGCGAGAGACGGUGGCGAAGCUGCGCGCGAGCGAUCUGGAGGAGGCGCUGACGAGGGCGUUCGACGCGUUCGGGUCGUUUGGCCGACGACGAGACGCGGAGACGCGCAUGGACGGCGCGCGGUUCGCGAAGCUGUGCAAAGAGGUGAUAUUUAAGGGCGCGGGGGACGACGCGCGGGAGGGGAAGUUGCGACGCGCGGAGAUCGCGUUCGCGCGCAGGGCGAAAUUGAAUCGGAAGAUUGAUUACGAAGAUUUUCGCGCGUUGGUGAUGGAGGAUUGCGCGAACAUCGAUCGCGGCGACGACGAGGACGGCGAGGCGGACGCGAUCGCGACGUGCGCGAAAUUGAUCGGUUGCGAACCGAGCGUGGAGUCGGCGUUGAGCCCGGGUAAAGUGCGAUUCCACGACGAGCGCGAGCGUUACACCGGGGUGCAAGCGGAGAAGCACGGUCGCGGCGCGCUCGAACGCGCGGCGUCGAGACGCGGCGAGUCGGUGGAAACGCACGCCGCUCCGGAGGAGGCCAGCCUGCCCGACGUCAAAGGAUUGUUCACCGCGUUCGAGUCGUUCUUGCAGUUUUCACCGCCGCAGUCCGCGCUGUCGUGCUCCAGGUGGGUGAAGAUUUGCGAAGACUGCGAGCUGUUCGAGGCGCACGGGCUCGAUCACCCGAGCGCGGGCAUCGUCUUCAACGCCGUCGCCACGGCGAAUCGUAAGACGCUCGACUUUGAUGCGUUCAAAACCGUUCUCCAUCUCGCCGCCCAACGCGCCGGGAGCGAAUUUUUGGUGUUCGCGCGCGCCGUCGCCGCGGGCGAGCCGCGCGUGCGCUCUGCUCUGGCCAACUCGCCGUCCUCGCCGCUCCGUUUCCACGAUGAAGUCGCCACGUACACCGCGACGCACAAGGCGACGCAUCGCGAUAAAGUAUUGUCUCCCCGAGCGCUGAGCAUUCGCAAGCGCGCGGGCAUCGCGGACGAUUAG
Ostreococcus lucimarinus CCE9901 is the source of this 1263-nucleotide messenger RNA. RefSeq lists its product with no specific name. The coding region runs from base 49 to 1263 and encodes 404 amino acids. Gene Ontology annotation, biological process: microtubule polymerization; microtubule bundle formation; positive regulation of protein polymerization. Gene Ontology annotation, molecular function: tubulin binding. The transcript has a single exon. Lineage: Eukaryota; Viridiplantae; Chlorophyta; Mamiellophyceae; Mamiellales; Bathycoccaceae. Gene Ontology annotation, cellular component: microtubule. The record is from RefSeq and is a predicted model, not a curated record.